Messenger RNA from Hibiscus syriacus, 1208 nucleotides. Its product is annotated as mitochondrial outer membrane protein porin of 34 kDa-like. The coding region runs from base 109 to 939 and encodes 276 amino acids. Gene Ontology annotation, biological process: monoatomic anion transmembrane transport. Gene Ontology annotation, cellular component: mitochondrial outer membrane. NCBI's taxonomy places the organism in Eukaryota, Viridiplantae, Streptophyta, Magnoliopsida, Malvales, Malvaceae. Gene Ontology annotation, molecular function: voltage-gated monoatomic anion channel activity. The transcript is spliced from 6 exons. The record is from RefSeq and is a predicted model, not a curated record.
AUCAUCCUCAAAAGAAGCUUAAUUUCUAAUUUUUCUCUUUUAUUAUCACCGAAAUUCUUCCCGAAUGGUCUUUUUCCUCUAGAGGUUUUAAAUUCCAAAGGAGAUAAGAUGGGCAAGGGUCCGGGUCUCUACGCUGAAAUCGGCAAGAAAGCCAGAGAUCUUCUUUACAAGGAUUAUCAGACUGACCAAAAGUUCACUCUGACCACUACCUCUCCCACUGGAGUUGCAAUUACCUCUGCUGGAACGAAGAAAGGUGAACUCUUUCUGGCUGAUGUUAACACCCAGCUGAAGAAUAAGAAUGUCACGACUGAUAUCAAAGUGGGCACUAACUCCAAUCUAUUUACCACCAUAACGGUUGAUGAACCUGCACCUGGUCUGAAGGCAAUCUUUAGCAUCAGAGUGCCUGAUCAGAGAUCUGGAAAGAUUGAACUCCAGUAUUUGCAUGAGUACGCUGGGAUAAGCUCAAGCAUUGGAUUGACUGCAAACCCAGUAGUUAAUUUCUCAGGUGUGCUGGGGACAAAUGUUCUUGCACUCGGAACCGAUAUAUCUUUCGACAUGAAGACUGGGAAUUUCACUAAAUGCAAUGCUGGAUUGAGCUUCUCCAAUGCAGAUCUAAUUGCUUCAUUGGCUUUGAAUGAAAAGGGUGACUUUGUUAACGCAUCCUACUAUCAUAUCGUGAAUCCGUUGACGAAUACUGCUGUUGGUGCUGAGGUGACCCAUAGCUUCUCUACCAAUGUGAACACCAUCACUGUGGGGACACAACAUGCACUGGACCCAUUGACCACCGUCAAGGCACGGGUGAACAAUGUAGGCAAGGCAAGUGCAGUCAUCCAGCACGAGUGGCGCCCAAAGUCCCUGUUUACAAUUUCAGGAGAGGUGGAUACCAAGUCCAUUGACAAGAGCCCCCAGGUGGGACUUGCUUUGGCACUCAAGCCUUGAGAGGUUAUGAUGAUAAGGUCUUUUUGGGGAAGAGUAUGGUAGAGGCUUAAGAAUUUUUCUGAGGAUGUUGCGAAUCUCUAUCUACUGUUUAAUUUCAAUGGUUUCAUUAAUAAAAAACAAUAGAGGCGGCAUAGCGGUUAAAACUGUGGUAACUUUUUUAAUCAUUUCUUACCGAGGUGGUUUUACAUGAAAUGAAAUUAAUGAAGGAAAGAUAAAGAGAGUUGCCUGGCUUUAUAAGCCAAGGAUCAUUGUUUCUCUCAUAACUGUUA